Triticum turgidum subsp. durum (durum wheat) is the source of this 1806-nucleotide messenger RNA. The record is from the annotation of a GenBank genome assembly. Lineage: Eukaryota; Viridiplantae; Streptophyta; Magnoliopsida; Poales; Poaceae.
AUGAGCGCCCCGGCCCCGGCGGCCACCCUCCGCCACUGGACCCGCCUGAUCCAGCUCGCCGCCGCGUCCGGGUCCUACACUCUCUGCGUCCGGCACUACGCCUCGCUCCUCGCCGCGGGGCUGCGCGGCGGUGACGCCUCCACCUUCCCUUCCCUCGCCAAGUCCUGCGCCGCGCUCCGCCUCCCGCGCCUCGGCCGCUCCAUCCACGCGCACGCCCUCCUCUCCGGCGCCGCCGGCGACGUCUUCGUCCGCACCUCGCUGCUCGACUUCUACGCCAAGUGCGCGUCCCUCCCCGACGCGCGCCGCCUGUUCGACGAAAUGCCCACCAGCAGCCGGACCCUCGUGUCCUGGAACUGCAUGGUCACCGCGUACAGCAAGGCCUCUCGUCUCGACGAGGCCGUCGCCAUGUUCAACGCGAUGCGGGGCCUAGGGGUGAGCCCCGGCGGGGGCACGCUCGUCGGCGUGCUGUCUGGGUGCUCUGACUCCAUGGCCACGAGAAAUAUUGGCUUGCCCGUGUAUGGAUAUAGCCUCAAAUCUGGCCUUGACGAGGAUUUGCCGGUCUGCAACUCGGUGCUCACUAUGCUUGUCCGUGAUGACCAGCUGCAUGCUGCGUCCUUGUUGUUUGACUCUAUGCACAACAAGUCUGUAGUUUCUUGGAGCGCAAUGGCAUCAGGACUCUUGCAGACGGGCGACUUUAACAAAGUGUUUGCUUUGCUCAACCGUAUGCUGGGUGCUGGGUACAGAUUCGAUUCGGUCGCCCUUCUUAAUCUUGUCUCAUCCACUGUUCUGCUAGGGAACCUGUUAGUGGCCAAGGGUGUGCAUGCUCUUCUGAUCAAGAGUGGUUUUGAGUCCGAGCAAGAUCUUGUGUCAUCAUUGGUUAACUUGUAUGCCAAGUGUGGGGAUCUUGAGGCUGCUCAGGAGGUCUUCGAUGCGGUUCACUAUAAGAAUGUGGUGCUGUGGACUUCGAUGAUAAAUGGAUAUGUUGAAGGUGGCCGUCCGAACAAGGCGUUGACAAUGUUCGACAGCAUGUUGCGCACAGAUGUACAGCCGAAUGAGGCAACAGUUUCAUCUGUUCUUUCCGCCUGUGCUGAUUUGGGGUCUGCUAAGCAGGCGAGGAAGGUUGAGGAGCAUGUGGUAGCAAUCGGACUGCAGUCACACCUGCGAGUCGCUACCGGACUGAUAGACACGUACUGCAAAUGUGGGAGCGUUGAGCUGGCUAGGAAAAUAUUUGAUGUGGUUGCCAUUACCAGUAGAGACUUACCCAUCUGGAGUGCCAUGAUUAAUGGAUAUGCUUGCAACGGAGAAGGCAGUGAAGCUCUCGUCCUUUUCAGCGAGAUGCAAAAGGAAGGUGUUCAACCAGAUGCCAUUGUCUUUACCCAUCUGUUAACAGCAUGCAAUUAUUCUGGUUUAAUAGAUGAAGGCCUUCGAUGUUUUCGCAGCAUGACAGAGGAAUAUGGUAUUGAACCAUCUAUUGAGCACUAUAUGUGCAUAACUGAUUUGCUAUGUAAGUCUGGUCAAAUUAGUAUCGCUAAGGAGUUCUUUAAGAAGAUCCCUGUUCAGUUACAGAAUCAGGUUUUGGCUCCUAUAGUAAGUGCAUGCAGUUCUCAUUGUGCCGAUUCUUCGAUUGAUUCAGUAUCAGAGGAAUUACUUAACCUGGACCCUCAAGAUUCUGGUCACUGUGUCUUAAUGUCUAAUAUGCUCAGUUGUUUGGGGAAUUGGAAGAAGGCGACAACCUAUAGGAUGCUACUAAGCAAGAAAGGUUUAGUCAAGGAACCUGGAAGGAGUUGUAUUGAACUGAGUGCCUAA